This is a messenger RNA of Entelurus aequoreus (snake pipefish), 1953 nucleotides long. It is a transcript of the gene noc4l, whose product is annotated as nucleolar complex associated 4 homolog. Gene Ontology annotation, cellular component: small-subunit processome; nucleolus; Noc4p-Nop14p complex. NCBI's taxonomy places the organism in Eukaryota, Metazoa, Chordata, Actinopteri, Syngnathiformes, Syngnathidae. Bases 69 to 1658 code for a protein of 529 amino acids. Gene Ontology annotation, biological process: ribosome biogenesis. The transcript is spliced from 15 exons. The record is from RefSeq and is a predicted model, not a curated record.
CCUGAGGGUGGCAGUAACGCUCCGCCUGCAGACAGGAAGUCCGACAAACCGGAAAAAGAAGUUGAAACAUGGCGCCCGCCAAGAAGCGCAACGUGAAGCUUGCUAACUCUUCACAACCAAGUCUGAAAACGACGAAAAUUGACCUAAACAGCAAAGUCGAGGGAAUACUCGAGAGCAGAAAAAACGCCAGCGACGUUUUCGACAUAUUCGAGUUCCUCCAGUCCGAAGAAGAGCAAGAUGUCGUCAAAGCCGUCGAUGCCUGCGGUCAUUUGUUUUGUCAACUGCUGGAGACCAGACGGCUUUACAAAGGCAAAUUACCAGAAGAAGAAGAGGCGCUGAAAGGUCCACACAGUGCAGAGGACAAGUACCGCAUCUUCAUGAGACACCGUUACCACAGCUGCGUGGAAAUGCUGCUGGAACACCUCAGUCACGAACUCCAUGGCGUGCAGGAAGUUUCCCUGUGCUGCCUCAUGAAGUUUGCGGAGGGACAAGGACAGCAUCCCUUGGAGGACUUGGACUGGAGUCAACAUUUUAGUUUCCCGGGGAAACUCCUGCAGGCGGUGGUGGAUAGACUCGUCUCCCGGACCGCAGACAAGUCUCUGCUGAUCUCCAGGUUCCAGGAGUUCCUGGAGAAGGACGACGUGCGUUAUUACGUCAUGGGCUGCGUCAGGCAGAACUUGGUCCGAGUCAUGGAUCACAGCAACGGAAAAGACAUGGCCGCCUAUCUCAACAAUGUCUUCAGCCUCAUGUGCAACAUCAGCAUGCCCAAGAAGGAGGCGGAGCUCUGCAACUUCAUGCUCCCGCAGGAAGCCAAACACGAAGACUGGAAAGCAACCAAACUGAUCGAACACAAGAGAAACUUUGAGUGGAUGUGGCUGGGCCUGCUCAAGUAUAAGUUACCAAGUAGUAUGUACAAAAAGAUCCUGGUCAUCCUCCACGAAUCCAUCCUGCCACACCUGAGAACACCCACGCUGAUGAUCGACUUCCUGACUGCAGCCUACGAUGUUGGUGGCGCCAUCAGCCUGUUGGCUCUGAACGCACUGUUUGUCCUCAUCCAUCAACACAACCUAGAUUAUCCUGACUUCUACAAGAAACUGUAUAACCUUCUGGAACCUUCCAUCUUCCACGUCAAGUACCGAGCACGUUUUUUUCACCUGCUGGAUAUCUUCCUGACUUCCAGUCACCUGCCGCUCUACCUGGUGGCCGCCUUUGCCAAGCGCCUGGCCCGCCUGGCCCUCCUAGCUCCGCCCACGGCGCUCCUCAUCCUGCUGCCCUUCGUCGCCAACCUGGUGCGUCGCCACCCCUCGUGCCGCGUCCUCCUCCACAAGCCCGGCGCAGACGACGAAGCUGUGGAAGACCCUUUCGUGAUGGAGGAGGAAGAACCUGCUCAGUGCGGCGCUCUGGACAGCAGCCUGUGGGAGAUCAAGACGCUGCAGAGACACUACCAUCCCGACGUGGCCAAAGCCGCCAUGUUGUUUAACACGCCGCUGUCGGAAAGAGAGGAUGACAUCAACAGGCUGUUGGAGACCACCACGUACCAGCUGAUGGAGAAAGACCUGAAGGUGUCCUCCAAGAAGGUCCCGCUGGAGUUUGAAGGUGCGACACGGCUGCUGGACGCAGACAAAGAUGUAAUGGGACAACACUUCUGUCUGCACUGAAAACGGCCUUGGUAUUCAUCAUUAUUAUUAAUAUUAUUAUUAUUACUGCAGUAAAAUCUGUUUUACCAACUCAGAUGUUUAAUCAGAAUAUUUGACUCACCCCAUAUAACAUGUGGAAGAAUGGCAAGAAGAUGGAAUACAGUGGAGUAGAGUAGAGUGGCGUUUUCAUGGUUUUCCUCCAUGGUCGCAUUGUUAUUGCAACCAAAUAGUUUCUGCAUAACGUUUUGUAACACAUAGUGUCCAAACUUUUUACACUGAGAAAUUAAAACACGCAGGGAACAUUUUUGAUAUUUUU